AUGACGGACCUCAACGACACGACGCUGGGACACUUUUCGUAUCUCAACAAUACGAGGGCUGCUCUUAUUGAUGAGAACAUGUUUUUGGCACCCUUCAUCAACUAUCCGUACAAAAUCGCGCGAUCGUUCUACUCUGCGGUCUUGUCACAGUACAAGUCACAGACAGGUGUUUCGCUCGCCACAAACUCUGCGCACUUAGGUGCUUCCACGCUCGUCGAGACUGCGGGCUACUUCUUCAGUAAUUAUGCCAUUGGCUGCUUUGUGACUGCGAUGGUCCUCAACCGCAUUGUAGCCAUGGCUUCCCUGAGAUCAAACUCCCAGGUUGCUCGGCUACCGCUGUGGUCUCGUUUCAUCUUCCAUGCUUGUGCUAUCCUGGCACUGGGUUACAAUGUAAUAUUGACGCUGCGACCGUUCGCGGAUGAAAAGCCGCUCGUGGACAUACACAACUACUUCGGAAUAACUUACGGGGUAAUUUGCUUGUCACACUGCAUUGAAACGUUUGUAACCACCACUACAAACUUGAAACCCAUGGAGGAAUUCGAUUACAGUAUUUUUGAGUUAUCCAUGCACUUUUAUGCGUUGACUAGGUCAAACCCGCGCCCGGAAGACUUUAUCCCGGAUUGCCUGAUGGCGCUUCUGGGUCGCUUGAUUAUACACUCCGUCGAAUUGACGAACAAAAGGAAUCGGCGGCUGCUGCUGUCUACAAUACUUAAUAUGGGCCACUUGGUAUACCUGGGGCAAAGGGUCUACACUUUGGGUACUGGUUCUUUGCCUCUGCUAGUACGAUACCGGCAUUUUCCUAAGCUUUUGGCUUUGUUCUGUACCGCCGUUUCCCUUGCAUGCUACGCGCUUGCAUGUAUUGCAAGACUGAACCCUUUUUCUUCCAACGAUGAAGCUCACGAUAUUUCAGAUUUGCAGUUUCACUCUUUCAUGAACAACUGGUACGCGACUCUGAAUUGCACCGGAGAGGAGGAGUUCACAAGCACGUUGAUCAAGCUUGCUAUUAUGAUUUGCAACCCCGAGCAGGCAAAAAGGUUUGGGCUCCAUAGAGAGUUAUCACAAUUAAGACAACCUGGGGAGGUCCACAAGUCAUUCUUCGUUAGCGGAUACAACAGCAAAUGGCAGAGUAUACCACAGGAAGCAAUUACGGACGGUGCUGCGAAGCAGGGGCGUACGGUCUGGCAGAGAAAGGUUACAGCUGUGAGGGACCUGCUGGUGGCUGUCUUCCAAAGACUCAAGGCAACGUUUGGGAAAGCUCCAACAGGCCAUGCUAACGAGAGUUUUUCUGAGGAACACAAGAAAAAUCUCAACGACUUUGUAUCUGAAAGAAACUACAUCAAGUUUCUCAGCUUAGCGCCCGACCUUAAUGCGAACCGCAUUCAAUCGAAUGACCUAAAGUAUCUUUUGCCGGAGGACGACUUCUCCGCAGAUUACUUGGCUAGCGACGAUGAGGGCUCUGAAGAAUUGCUAGAAGAGUUUGGUUCUGAAGACGAAGAGUCUGAGCUAGGUGAUGUUCCGCUGACAGAUCUCAUCGUGCCGCCGAAUUCUUCGAUGCCUGCCCAAAUGGGGAACACAAACGAUCUGAAGUGGUUUUACUCAAUGUGGUCCAUCCUCAGUUGUGAACUGCAGCACAACAAAAGGCUAACCAGGUCGCAGUAUUCAGAGCUCAAUGAGCCAGGGAUUUUACACGAAGUAAUGAUGGAACGAAUCGCCGAGACGGGAUCUAGUAAUGAAGCAAAAGAAAAGUCGGAGCGUGAUAUGACAUGUGUGGUGUGCAAGACAAAUACUAGGAAUAUCGUCUUAUGGCCUUGCAAAUGCUUCGCGUUGUGCGAAGAAUGUCGUGUCUCGCUCGGUCUACGAGGCUUCAAGACAUGUAUUUGUUGUAGAACAGAUGUGCGGGGCUAUAGCAAGAUAAAUGCAGUAUGA
Lachancea thermotolerans CBS 6340 is the source of this 1926-nucleotide messenger RNA. RefSeq names its product putative ubiquitin-protein ligase ASI1 (gene ASI1). Lineage: Eukaryota; Fungi; Ascomycota; Saccharomycetes; Saccharomycetales; Saccharomycetaceae. Gene Ontology annotation, biological process: protein ubiquitination; ubiquitin-dependent protein catabolic process. Bases 1 to 1926 code for a protein of 641 amino acids. The transcript has a single exon. Gene Ontology annotation, molecular function: ubiquitin protein ligase activity. The record is from RefSeq and is a predicted model, not a curated record.